Paramormyrops kingsleyae is the source of this 2140-nucleotide messenger RNA. The record is from RefSeq and is a predicted model, not a curated record. NCBI's taxonomy places the organism in Eukaryota, Metazoa, Chordata, Actinopteri, Osteoglossiformes, Mormyridae.
AAACAAAAAUUUAAACCCAAUAAAUUCCGGCAGGACACCGAACAGCCCUGAUGCGGAAAAGGGGUCCUAGUGGCGUCCCCGCGUUGCGUAGGAACCGAUUCAACUCACCGAAGCGAUCACUGGAAAAGCUGGGGGGAAUAGCGGCUAGUAUAUCACCAAUUCAACAUUCACUUUAUAUCCUGGCAUUUUUAUUAACCGAACUUCGAGUUUAAAGGCAAGAAACGCGCGUACAAGUUAGGGCAACCUUAAGCUGCCCAUCAUGUCGUACGAGCUGGAGUUAAACCGGCUAGCUAAUCGUUAUUGCUAGCUAAAAUCGUAAGUACAGGGUACGGUGAAACAUCGGACUUUCGUUGCCAUCAAAUCUUGACGUUUCAAUCCAUGUGCAUAUAUAUGGGGUAUAUCUGAUAUACAAAUCCGCGAGGUAGUUGUACGUUUAAAAGUUUAGUCAAAACAUCCCUAAUCGCAUCAUUGAGUGACGACGCAGCAGCGGGAGUCUCUCCAUCCCGAGGGAGAGGGAUGGCUGGCGAUGAUGGGGGGAGCCUCUUUGACUUUGACCAGGCGACAUACGACGCAGACGAAAAAGUCAAGAUCAUCUGCUUGGGAGACAGCGCUGUCGGAAAAUCCAAGUGAGCACAUUCGGGGAGCCCCUGCUUACGCUACUGCGUUGCUUCUCCCCGGCGACCGGCAGUCAGCGCAGGUUAAUGGAGAGAUUCCUCAUGGACGGAUAUCGACCCCAGCAGCUGUCCACAUAUGCUCUGACACUCUACAAGUACUCCACCACAAUCGAUGGGAAGACAGUACUAGUAGAUUUUUGGGACACGGCGGGACAGGAGCGCUUUCAGAGCAUGCACCCAUCCUAUUACCACAAGGCCCAUGCAUGUAUCAUGGUGUUUGACGUUCAGAGGAAGAUCACAUAUAAAAACCUUACGAACUGGUAUAGAGAGCUUAGGGAAUACCGGCCAGAGAUUCCCUGUAUAGUGGUCGCAAACAAAAUCGACGCUGAUAUGAAGGUAACUCAGAGAAACUUCAAUUUUGCGAAGAAGCAGGGUCUACCUCUAUAUUAUGUUUCCGCUGCUGAUGGAACCAACGUUGUGAAGCUGUUCAAGGAUGCCAUCAAACUGGCCAUGUCCUACAAACAGAACUCCAGUGAUUUCAUGGACGAGGUUCUGCAGGAAUUAGAGAAUUUUGAACUAGAGAAAAAGGAAGGUACCUCAGAUAAGGAGGAUGAUCUUCUCCAGGAGAUGGACCAACAGCUUGCUUGAGGUUCCCUCAUCUGGAUGCUCCUGGGCGGCCUCUUGGAGAAACACGGGAGCUGUUUAUCGCACAUCUGUCCAUCCGUACUUCCAUCCGUUCAUCUCCACAGUGCUGUGGUAGCCAUUAUGUUGUACGCUAAUAUGCCCUAGCUGGUUGCUAAUUCGUCCACAGGAGCUGUCUGUCCUCCGGAGACUUUCUGGACAUGCACACUGAGUAUUUAUUAGGUCAGACACACAAGGUGAGGGGCUCAAAAGGAAUAUGGGUCACAACACAGGUCACAACAUAUGUGCAAGGCCAAAUAAGGAUGUGCCACUUUCUGGCCUGUUUCUCUUUAUCUGUAACAGACAAAUAAUGCAUCACGAAGCCAGCCCAAACACUGAAGAAUAAUCUAUUAUAGGUAGUGUAGGUUCUGUGUUUUCAGAAGCCGUGCGGAGACCUUGGGUACUGGGUAGAGGAAUGUGCUGUAAUGAAGUCUCCAAUAGAGUUGGACUAGAUGCACCGCACUUCAAUGUUUUCAAGAGAUUUCUAUUUAAGAUCACAGGCGUGUUUGUAUCUGAUGUGUAUCAGGCUGCACAUCAUGCUGCGUGACUUCUGUGAUAUUGUCAGUCAUCAUACCCAAAGAUUCGUAUGACUAGCGAAUGUAACAGGGAGUAAAAAGGUCACAUUAGGGGGCGUCUUGAGCUUCAGAAAGAGUCUGUCUGUUACCAUUUUGUCUACUGUGAAACAGAACUAUUUUGGUUCGAACUUGGUUAUCCUGUCAUUUGUUUUUGAAAUUUGCACAAACGUGUAUAGUUGUGUAAGUACCUGAAUGUUAUUACAGGUCAGGAUCUUGUUAUCUUUCUACACUUGUGAUAAAACAAUAAAAUGUGUCAACUGUUUAAUCGUG